AUGCUUUUUACUCAAGUUUUGGCAAUGGGUGUCCUCGGGCUCGCCAGCUCUAUUGCUGCCCUUCCAACCGACCCCGCAACCGGCACCGUCGAAGAUAGUGUCAGGUCCAGCGAGGAUACGGUCAACCUGUAUGCUCGCUGCAACCUUCUUAAUUGCCCAAAGGGCAAGAUAUGCAUUGGUGGCAAGUGCAUCUCAGCAUAA
This is a messenger RNA of Clonostachys byssicola, 201 nucleotides long. The record is from the annotation of a GenBank genome assembly. NCBI's taxonomy places the organism in Eukaryota, Fungi, Ascomycota, Sordariomycetes, Hypocreales, Bionectriaceae.